Messenger RNA from Podarcis lilfordi (Lilford's wall lizard), 24212 nucleotides. NCBI's taxonomy places the organism in Eukaryota, Metazoa, Chordata, Lepidosauria, Squamata, Lacertidae. The record is from the annotation of a GenBank genome assembly.
AUAUUGCAAAAGGUGACCAAAGUUCUCCUUUUCUCUUCUUGCACACGGGAACAAAAGCAGCGCUUCUCCCAUCCCGUCCCCUGGAUGACCGAAUGAAAUCUCCUUGUUCCGAUUCGUAUUACUGAGAGAAAUAGUGGAGCGUAUACCGUUUGUGAUCUUUUGAAAAGGGACCUUCAUAUCAUCGCCUCACCCCUUUUCUCCUUAGCACAAAUGGGUGGGUGAAUUUCCUCACAGCGAACGAAUAAAAAUUAGGCCCCAGCAUGCUCUUUUUCUUUAUUAACUAGUCAAAAAGGCCAACAGGGAGCUUCUGAGCCACCUUGAAGCCUCCCUCACACCAGGCAGGAACGUGUCGUCUUAAAUUAAGUGGGAUUUGAAAGCAGAAGCCAUUUUAUUUUUUUGACCGUAAGCUGGGAGCUCAUCCACUUAUCUGUUGCACCUGAGUUCAACCAGGUAAAUGUUAGAGCCUGAAGGAAAUUUCCCUCAGCAAAGGGAUUUUUUCUUCUUCUUCUAGAAGGGGAAGAGGGAUUUUGUUAUUAUUAUUAUUAUUAUUAUUAUUAUUUAAAAAUUCUCAGGAAGCAACACAAGGUGGAAAUGGCCUGGUCAAGACAGCUGGCCAAUACUUGCAGACAGAGGCGGAUUUACGUAUUAGCUAAAAAAGCUACAGCUUAGGACUCCACUCCCUUGGGGCCCCCCAAAAAAAUUUAAAGGGGGAGGGGAAACUGGAUGUACAUUUCCAAAAUAUAAGAUAAGAAAACAAAUAAAAUAAAACCUACAUACAGCAACAGUGUUUUGUGUUGUGUAGGCUCCUAUGAUGUAAGAUGGGCCCCGCCUGCUUGUAUUAACUGCAAUUGCAUUGUACAGGUUAUAACACUUAAUUCCAUAUUAAAAGAGCUAUUUAUAAUUAUUAGUAGUUUGCACCAUAUAUCACCUAUUAUUAUUUCAUGUUAUAGCAAGUUUCUAGAGACUAGAUUAUGAGUCUUUGUGAACUGUGUUUCUAAAGGAACUUUUGUUAUUGCCAAAUGCCAGUGUGUUUGCAUUAUUAAGUUUGUCCUGAAUAAAAAAUCAUUUUAAGUUAGUGCUUAAUAAUUAUUUCACUAUUAAUAUACUUCUUCUUAAUUGUAUUUCAGUUCAACAAUUAAUUUGAUUAAAUACAUACUUUGUUAUGUGCAAAUGGCUUUAGAUACCUAUUAUUAGGUCCAUAAAUUGCCAUACAGCAUAUAUUCAACACAAAAAAAACAGCGACAAUUUGCUGUUGACAAAGGACAGCUGGACAUAUACAGUAAAAGGCCCCAUUACCUUCAGUAGUUUAGGGCCUCAUCAAACCUAAAUCCGGCCCUGCCUGCAGAGUGGUGCCAAAAUGCUUUCUGAGUAAAAAAAAAUUAUUCUGUAGUCAUAUAAUGCCAGAGGUUUGGCUUCUCUCUGUGCUCCUCAGCCAGUAGUCGCAUUUCACAUCAUAUGGCUUCUCUUAAAGGAUCCUGGGAACUAUCUGGCGAAGGAUGCUGGGAUUGUAGAUCCAUGAGGGGUAAACUAUAGUUCCCAGGCCAUGAUUUUUUUUGGGGGGGGGGAAUCAGAAAAGGUCAAGGAAAACCAGGCUGUUUUCAUUUGAUUUGGCAAUGAUCACUAUUUAAUGUUCCGCACCAACUUGAAAAUAAUAGAGUAUAUUCUACUUUAUUUAUAUCCUUGUAUCUCACCAGUAUACUGAUAUUUCUGUUUUUUGAGAGUUGCAUAGGAAUCACUAAUGUUUUUGCAGAAACAGCCUCCAUUAAAUGUUUGUGCUCUUUUAAACAAAAUAGCCUCACCGUUAACUCUUCCUGUCUCUACACAAACACAGUUGGGAAAGGGGCUGGCUUCCACUGUAGCAUUUAUUAUGAUUUUAAAAGUAACCCCUCCAGUUUAUUGAAAUCCCAAAGCUUGGAUCCAACUUACUGUUAUAAUUGCUAUAAGCUUUUCCCACCAAGAACCAUCUGAUCUGCUAGGGUGGCAGUGUUUAGAUCAGAGGUACGGUACAUGAGUUUGGUGCAUUGCCUUUACAGAAACCAUCAUGACUGCAGUGGAAUUAAUUGGUAUAACAUAGAUGUUCUGAAACCUUGAAGUGCCUCUAAAAAACAAAACAACUCUCUGGAUUCCAUAAAUUAAACUUUUGUGUUGUUCCCUGCCUGCCUGUUGCCAGCACACAGAGAUUCUCAGCAUCGAGUACAAUGAAUGCAAUAAAACAGACCGUGCAAUCAGUAAUUAGCCAUGCAUCACACCAGAAUAGGCAGCCUCUGAACAUACUUGGGAGUUCCUUGGCAAAAGAAAAGCAAUAACGUCAUCAUGACAUUGCCUGCAUGGUACAAGGGAAGGAAGCCUCUGGGCAUACGUAGAGUGCAAGAUAAGUAACUGUACCUGUGAUAUGACAAGAAACUUGAAUGAUUUUAUAUUUUUGAAAGGAGUAUGGUGGGUGUUGAAAGGGGGAGGUAGGAAGGAAACUUAAUGCGCACUAGCCGCAGAGAACACAUCCUCUGUGUGUACAGAUGUUGUCUGCAUAGCGUGCAGGUAUGACACUUGCAAAGUGAUGUCUAUACAGUAUUUAAAACUCCAAACCACAGCAAUUCAGAGGCCUUUGCAGCCUGCGACAGGCCCUGCUCUCAGGGUUUACCGUCAUUUCCCUACAACCACAAUCUGCGGCCUGUACAAAGAAGUUAAGGAACGUAAAUUAUACACAAACUUUUUCUUUGAUGAAUGCUGUUCUUCUUUCCAUGGAAAGAGGAAGAAAAUGGGGGGAAAGCCAGCACCUAGCACUCCUAACAGGUUUUUUUUUUUUAAUGGAUUGCCUAAUCUAAGUAAAAGUGUGCAGAUUAGUUGCUGUUUUAGAAGUUUUCUUGACUCUUUUGUACUGUAUAUGACUCUUCCCCCCCCCCCCGCGCCGCCACUCUUUCAGUGCACAUUUAUGUGUGAAAUGGGGAUUGUUGCAUGGAGCAUCAUUCUUCCAGUGUAUGUUUUCUUGGAGAUAAAUCUAUUGAGUUCAAGAGCACUUAUAAAUAAAUGCAUGUUGGUAUGCAGUCUUAAGUCUUUCAGGUGAUUUAAUAUCGAUUGGAUCAUAUGCAUAAUUUGUAAUUUAGGACAAGCUUCUCAACAGAUUUUACUGAGUGAAGAUAUCAGUGCAAGAUCUACUUUAUCCCUAUAAAGACAUUGCGACUGAUGGGAGAGCAGGAUCCUCCCUUUCCUGUGUUCCUGCCCAAUUUUGCACAUUAUAUAUUAUGUUUACAUGGGUGCCAGCAUGUUCAGAGCCCAGCUCAGGUAGAUCCACGCCAUUGGUAUACUUUGGUUUUGUAGAUCACGUGUAACCAAUGCAGGCUCUGUGGGUUGGAUGCAGAUUAAAUUGUUUGCACAUAGGCUGUAAUGCUAAACUCAUUUAUGUGGACUGGGAGGAAGCCCCAUUGCAUUUAGUGGGACUUAACUUCUGAGUAAACAUGGUUAGGGUUGUGCUGUGAGUUCCCACCAAAGCUCUUCACUCUUCACAACUGAUUUCAUUGCAGGCUCCUAUGCAAACAUGUGAUCAUCAAGUGAGAUCAUGGACUGAUUAGGUGGACCAGUUUGAUCACAGUUCUGGACCACGUGCACAUUGCGAACAUCUGCAUAAAGCCUUCCUUAGAUGUGACAGCAUAUAGAGGACUUACGCCUGAUUUGCUCCCUCAAUUUGUAUGUUGUCCUAGUGCAAGUUAACCAGAACAUCCACCGAAGCGUGAAUAUAUGUAAAUAUUUUAUGAGUAAUUCAUCAUGUGCACAAACCAGGCUUAAUACAUCGAAUAUAAAAGCAGAUUAGUCUUCUGAGGCAACUCUGCAAAAAAAGCUGACUAACCAUGCAUAAAAACAAAGCAAGUAGAACAAAUAUGAUCUCAGCAAUAUGCUUCACGGGUAGCAUAUAUUCGUUCCUCUCAUAGGUAGUUUUUGCCUUACACUGUAAUUCCUGACAAUUAUUACUAAAUUAUGCAUAGCCUAAUUGGUCCAAAUAUGACAGCUCUUUGAAAGAAAGAAAAAAAUAGAUAUAAGUGUGCACUGAGAAAUAAUUUAAAAUAUUUUAAAAAAUAUUUCCUGUUAAACUUUUUCAUGUCAAAUAGAGAUUCUUAAUUAUUACAGCUCUCUUCAUCUUUGUCACUUUAGUUGUCACUGUCUUCCCAAUUUCCACACAAUAUGUCACCUUCACUACUAUCCGCUGCAAUUAAAAGGCAUCACUUUUUGAAGCCACAGAUUCAGGAGGUAUUCUUUCCCACGCAUUUUAAAAUCCAGUGGCAUAGCAAAUCCACCAAUGGUUUUUUAAUUUUUAUGCUCGGUGAGACGGCAUUAUUUCCUGACAAAAACAAAUCAGAGUCCUUCCUUUGGAGAACUUAUUCACAACCGCAUCAAGGGCUUGUAGCUGUGAUGCCGUUCCACCUGGAACAACUACUAAAUCUGAUUUUGAUUAUCCAUCUUCUUAACUUUGGGGGUAAGAUGCCAUCUAAAUGCAUCUACCACUAGCAUUGCCCCCCCCCCAUUUUUUACAGAAUAGUCGCUAUCCACCCUAUUUUUGGGCAUCCCACAACUGUUCUGGUGGGGAGUGUUUCUUUUGGAAGUAUUUUUCCUCUCAGUAUAACAUAUUGCGAUGAGUUGGUGGGGGAGUAGGCUGCAUGCCUGGGCCCUGCCUAAUUCCUGGAUCCAGCAUGGAUUCAGUUCCUGGAACAGGCAGGCUAGCUUCCUGGUGAGGUAAUGUAUGGGCCACUAAGGUAACAAAGGAAGUGGCUCUGUGCCAGAUAUCAAAUGGGUGGGCCCUCCUCCCUCAACUCACUGGUAGGUAGAAAGACAAAGGUAGAGCAGACAGUUGAGUUAUGUGAACUAGAAGCUGACAAGCUGGAGGCUGGACAGAGCUAUGCUUGAUUUAUGUUGGGAUUCAUGGCUCUGACUAUGGCGGAAGCAAAUCCCUCUUGGGGUAUUUAUGCUGUGAAGACACCACAGCUUCUCCUGUCCAAAGUCUCUGUCCACAGUCUCUCUCAUUCCAAAGGAAACACAAACCCUGUGUAACCCCUGGAAUAUCACACCCCUCAGAGAUUGGGGUGGCAUGCAACUAUUACAGCUAACACUGCUAUAAGGUGCACUGCGCCCCCCCCCCUUCUUCAUGGACAGUUCCACUCCUUUCUUUUUCAUGAACAUGCUGCUUGGCAUAUCAGAGAACAUGGCAUUUUGUCAGCAUUUCUAAUUUGGCUAAGAUAAUGGUUGCGUUUUCUCCUCAGGCCAAGGACAUGCCGUUGGUAUUGGACGAACAUCUCACUGAAACUGGAAGACAACCACUGAGCAAAUGAUGUCCCACAUUUAAGUAAGAAGCCACUUCUUUGCACAAAUAUCCCGGCACCAAUUCAAAUGCUUUGCAGCUGAUUGGCAUUCCAUUUUCUCUUUGUUCUUUUACAAUGGAAAGUACACACUCAUCAACCUCAUAACGUCGACCACAUUUAAGCCCUCGAAAUGCUUUUUGCAUGGAGAUGGGAUUCUGAUUUUUUUCUUCUUUGAUCUCCAAUGACGCACAUUCUUUUCAUCAGCACUAUAUUUCCUUCCUGUUUCUCUAUUGUUUGUCACUUCAGCAUAGUUAAUAACUGCCAUUUUGAAAUUUGUCACGUCUCAGCCCCCAACUGAUAGAUGUUUUUCCCUGACAUGGACACCCAUAUUUUUACUAUCUAAAAACACGUGCUACCUCACACGAUGAAUAACUCACCAGGCAACUAGUGCCACCUGUCAAGAAUGAUGGGUGAUGCUUUUACAAAAACAACCAAAGUAUAUCAAAGUUCUGCAUGGUUCCUGAGUCCUCAUCUUACAUUACAGUUUCUCUACCUUUACUUUAGGCCACACUUAGGCUUAUACAAGCCAGAAUUUUGGGGGGGAAUGCAGCCUGUACAACAACUUCGGGAGAAUAAUUUAAAGUAUUAAAUAUAUUUUCUUAAGUACAUUUCAGCUGUAGAUUCACAUGUAUGCUUGUGUUUGUGCAAACUGUAUGUGUCUUGCUCUGUUUUGUUUUUACUUUUGCACUGGUUUUAUUAGUUCCAUUUUUAAAAUGGACUUUAAAAUUGCAUUUUGAGUCGCCUUGAGACACGCUAUAGCUGUAAUGAUUACUGUCAAAGUACAACUUGGUUGUGCCAGGUUCAAAUCCUUACUCAGCCAUGAAUUCACUAGGUGACCUUGGGCCAGUUGCCAUCUCUUAGCCUAUCCCACCUCACAGGGUUGUUGUGGCCUGUUUCCCAUGAUGGUUGUGAAGGAGAACAACGUACACUGCCCUGAGCUCCUUGGAGAAGGGCAGGAUAAAAACGUAAUUAAAUGCAUGCACAAGAUGAACAACAGUGGACAACAUACCAUAGGUUUUAUGAGUUUGAAAUGAAGGGCUUGCAUUUUUUUUCUCUUCUCAUAAUAAGGUUACCAGAUUUUUUCCAGUGAAUCCGGGGACACUUUUCAACUUCCUACUAAAUAGAUGGAUUUUGUCAGGGAACUGAUUUGUAAACCUGGGGACUGUCCCUGGGAAACGGGGACGUCUGGUAACCUUAUCUCAUAAAACCAACUGAAACGAACAUACAAGUCACUGGAAGGCAGCUCAUACAGUCAAGAAUCGUCACUUGUAGUGUGAAAGCUUUCAGAACCUCAGGUAUUAAAUUAUUAUACUAUCAUGAAGCUUUCCCUAGUAUAAUGCUUUGAGUAUUAAGUGCAUUUCUGGGGAGUCUUCAAUCUUGUAGAUGCAGUAUGCCUUAUUCCUUGAAAUAUAACAGCUUUGAUUACUUCCAGAAAGCUGCAGUUACCUAUAAUUUGAAGAGGGAAAAGAGUUUACUAUGGAUAACUACUAUAGCUUUUCUGUUUCCGAUGGCAUUGACCUAGUAGGGGACAGAUAACAACUGUCUUGGGGUAGAACUAAUAUAUUCUGGGAUAAAAGCUGCAAAAAACUAUGCUAUGUUCAUAGUCUUUUCUUGAGCAGAUUAGACUAUUCACAAAUCAGCAGCUCUGGAUUAGUCUCUUGAAUUGUUUUUAAAAAAACCCAAACAGCAGCAGCACGCCUUUGGGUGCAAUUUUCAUGAUUGCGUGUGCCAAAUUUCUGUGGAUUUUAUCUCCCUGUCUGCAGUUCUGUUAGCUGAACUGUCAAGUUUACUUUUUAUGCUCAAGAGAUUAAAAGUGGUUUGAAGUUCAGUGCUGAGGGUUGCAAUCAUGAAAAUGGAUGUUCAAAAGCAUAUUGUACAUUAUUGCCUAUUGUAGGGUUGCACCCUUUUAAGUCCAGAAUGUUUCUUUUUCACAAACUCAAAUGCCCGGUGUCUAGAUAUGUGGUGUCAUCUUGGUUGUGUUUUGUCCUGUAGAGCUUUAAAAGUCUAAGCAGCCCCCCCAUUCACAAGACUGUCCAUCCCCCCCCCAUAACAUUUGCUUGACUGUAAUUGAAUUUAAUUAGUACAGUCCACUUUUAAUUUCUUUACAGCGAAGCCUGCUGGCUCACUCUAAAUAUGGUGGGUGUGGGGUGAAAUGAGAAACACAAGACUCACAGCUGUUUUUGUCAGAAUUAUUUAAUGUCAAUGAAAUGGUUUAGAAUAGAAGAUACCUUGUUUUGUGAGAAAAUAGAACUUGGUGCGUUACUAUCCUGACCUUUGCCUCAUUACUUUGCGGAGAAAUAGUGCCAACCAUUCUCUUUUCCACAAUGAUAUCGAAUCAUUCCCAAUUAACAGUGUGAAGGACUGACAAAGUCCGGUGUCUUCCAAAAUGGCUUCCUACGCCAAACCUAUUGGCUGCUUUUCAGUACUACCUUGCUUUGUAGCAGAAAUCACAAUUCCAGAUUUCCAUUUUUAGGUUCUUCUGUGCAGUAAACAAAGGGCUGAAACUGCCGAAACUACCUGAAAGGUCGGACAUCGGUGAUUUGAUCUUUUUGUCUCUUUAAACUUGCAUAAAAAGCAGUCAAUGGGAACUCUAAUCUAGAUUGGGGCUAUUGUUUGGGGGAGGAGAGUUAAUUCUCUCCUCAGCUGCUGUUUGUCCUGUUAAAGCAAAGUUCUGUUCAGACACCAGGGAAGUAAUGCAGAUACCGAAACACAGGUGUAAAGUAUUCCUAGCAAACUACCUUCUCAAAAUGUCUCCUAAUACUGUAGUGUUCAAGGGCAGUUCUACACUAAGAAUUCUAUGUUAAGUUUUAGACAGAUCUAGGUUAAGUUUUUGUGAUAACUAGGUUUCAGUGUAGUGUGCAUCAAAUAUGACCUGCACAUAUAAACUUUUAUUAUCACCACUAUACACUAUAAGCAAACUUUUUUUUAAUCUCUCGUGCUUACAGCGAUUAGUAAACAUGCAGAUGUCAUUAGCGUUUCAGGGUUAGAAUGCUUUUUGCUUUGUUCGUAUCAAUUGCUGUAUAAUACUAAAUUUCUAGAAUGCUGCCCAGGCUUCAGUGAGCUUGCUAAUCCCUCUUUUUCAUUAAAUCAGUAUUAGCAGAGACAAUGGCGUGUCCUAUCGUCUUCCCUUUUCCACAUUGCAGUAAGAUAUCUUAUGUAGAUACAUGAAUUCCAAUGAGCUUUGUCCUCUUUGUAUUAAUAAAAAAAGACCUACUGCUCUGACACGUUCUUUGGUCUGGCUGAUUUCAUCUUAAGCUGAAGUCUCCUGAUAUGAUCACUUAUCACUUGGGCAGCAUCUUGAUGUCUGGAAAUUGAUUUUCCAGAUCUGCAUAAGCUUUUACUGCUGUUUCCUCGUUGCUGCUGUUAGUGAAGUGGUAGUCAUACCUAUGGAAGUGUAGGGCAGGGGUCGGCAAGGUUUACCUCACAUGGGCCAGUUCACUCCAGCGGAGAUCCCUCCGCGGGCCAGAUCUCGUGCGUGCAUGUGAUUUCCAGAGUCUGCGCAGAUGCGAUUUCCGGCACCGCGGAAGCAAGUCCCCACACUGCGCUGUGCCGGUUUAGCACAGCACACGGGGACUCACGGAGUAGCUUGGUAGCUCGGUUCGGGGGCGGCUCGGGGGCAGGUUAAAUGACCCCCGUGGGCUGCUUGUGGCUCAUGGACCUUAGGAUGCCGACCCCUGGUGUAGGGCAACAAACUGGGGAAAAGACAGAGCAGGAGGGAAUCCCUACAGACAUAGGAGAUCUCAAGCAUGCUGGAAAAUUCUGGGUUGUUAUUUUUAAGCUGCGCUCCCCUAAACCAGCAGGGCACACAGGCAACUACCGGUAAUGUCCUCUGCUCUCAUGCUAUCUGCAGAUGAUGGCAGGGGAAGCAAACAGCUUGUGGCAAUUAAGAUGGUUGCUAUUUUCAGGUGGGAUUCAAUCACAUGCUGGCAAAUUCAGGUUGCGCAGUUAAGGUUGAUUUGGCCUUCUCAUGCCACAAAACUUCCCCCUCCUCCCCAAAACAUACCCACACACAUUUUGUGUAAGGAAAGUGACAGGAAAAUGCACUGGCAAGUGUGGGGGUAAUAAUUGCUUUGACAUAAUGCCAUCUCACCUCCCUAACAACAAAUGAGAAUGAAUGCUCCUUCAGUGACAAAUAAUCUCUCUGCCAUCAUGCCAGGAUGUCUGGUUCCCUAAAGGUUGUCUGGUUGCCUAAAACAAAAUUCAGGAAUCGAGAAUUGAGUAUCGCCUCUAACAGAAGAGUUCUUACAUUCAGAAUGCCUUAGGCGUAAUAAUAGAAAACUGGAGUGCUUUUGCAAAUAAUUUGUUUUGAAGCCUCCCUUUUUUCUGCAUUGCAAUGUUGUUGUUGUUGUUUAAAAAAACCAAGCAAAAAAAAGUCCCCCUCUAUUUUAAAUUGACCCAUUAAGCUGUUAUUUACUUUGGGGGGUGGGGCAGAUGAUAUCUGGACGAUAUCUAUUGUUUGUAGUAUUUAUUCCCCACCUUUCAAUUUAAUAUUUCACCUAUGCAGCUUGUAAUAGGCUAUGAAAUGGUUUGCAGAUAACACUAAGUCAAAUUAUGGUUCAGAGGGAACAUGCAGGUCCCCAAAGAAAAUAUUGUCACCACUGAGUUCCUCCCCUAGUCCUGCUGCUUUUGCUGCAGUGAGCUAAGGCAUGGUUUGACUCAGGGGCUUGUGCAACUCUGGACAAAGCAAAGGUAGUUCUCUGAUUUAUAGAUCAUGGUUUGUCUGGAGGAGACAAACCAUGAACCUGGGUUUGGGAGUGGCUCUCCUGGUCAGUCAGAGCCACAGUGAGCUUCCCAGCAGCAGCAGCAUCACUGCCACCUCCUGGGAGAAGCAAGGUAACAGCAGUGAGGUUGGGGCUGUGCAAAUGCACAGUUGGGCUGCCAACAGGGUACUGCUGUGGCUCCGCCCCACUAGGUGAGUUGCUCCUGGAUAUAAAUAUAAUAAUGAAUAAAUAAUACCAUUUCUGGGGUCAAAGCAGUUGACAGAGGAGACGAAAUGCAAAGAAAAACAUACACAAGAAUAGAAUGGAUGAGUGUAGAUAUAUUCAUAGUUAUUUAGUUUGGUAGUUGGCCAUUAUUAUUAUUAUUAUUAUUAUAUUGGAUUUGCUACUCAUCCUUCAGGGACGCGGGUGGCGUUGUGGUCUAAGCCACAGAACCUAGGGCUUGCCGAUCAGAAGGUUGGCGGUUCGAAUCCCCGCGACAGGGUGAGCUCCCGUUGCUCGGUCCCUGCUCCUGCUAACCUAGCAGUUCAAAAGCACAUCAAAGUGCAAGUAGAUAAAUAGGUACCGCUAGAACAGCGAGACGGAGCGCUCUGCAGAGCUCCGUCUCCCUGUUCUGGCUUUAGACUUAGCCACGCAGCCUGCAUUCGCUCUAUAGGACGCACACACAUUUCCCCUUAAUUUUUGGAGGGGAAAAAGUGCGUCCUAUAGAGCGAAAAAUACGGUAAUUCAUAUAGCCCGGAGCACUGUUUCUGCUCUGUGUCUCAAAUGCCAUCUCAGAGCCUUGAGGUACCCGUUCUACUUCUGCAGUCAGUUAUGAAAGCCUUUUUUGCAUUGUCAUCUUGCCAACACCAAAAGUCUUCCUAAUCGGUCAUCUUCUGAAAACAAAAGGACGCUGGUUUACGUGGCAACAAAACUGUAUUCGGAACGGAAACCUCACGCUCAGUUUUGAUGCUGCACAAACCAAAGUGUGUCCUUUUGGUUUUUUUAGCUGAUGCCUGCAGAAGCAUGUCUGGUUUGUAUCUUUGUAUGCAUGUAUGUUGACAUGUGUUGUGUCAAAAGUUCUGGCCACAGAGUAAUAUUAACUGUGGUAGCCCGAUGUCCUCUCUGCCAUGUGCAACAACCAUUUAUGUAUUCAGCUGAAUAGACAGCAGUAGCCAUAGAAGUUGGGACUGUGGGACUGUUUCUUCAUCAACACUUCUUAGCACCUGAGGAAAACUGGAAAGGCAAUGUAUGCCUCAUGGAAUAACAAAUAAAAGUCCAUGCUAAAUGCAAACCUCAGAAGAUGUGAUUUUCUUGAAAAUUAUUUAUUAAAGAAGUGUACUAAGAGAAGGGGCGUAGUGGGGGAGUGUCAGAGGGGCCCCCGGCCCUGGGCAUGGACUUUUGAGGGGACACAAAGCUGGCACCCCCAGGCAGGUGUAAUGGGGAACCAAGGCUCACAGAGAGGAGCAUCUGGCUAGGCUGCACUGGGGACGCUGUUGUGGGAGCACCUGGUUCACACCUGCUAAGUGCCAGCUGGCCGAGUUCCCCCUGUAUGGGCAGGCAGAAGGUGCAGUGGAGCCCUGCUUUGCUCCGGUGCAGGGCGGUGUCACUCCAGCGAUGUCAGCGGCGGGAGCUGAGGUGCUGCAAUGGGCUCCUUCACCCUGUGCACACCCCCCCCAAGUGCCCUGGGCACCAUGAGCUUACUCAGUGUUGCUGACUAAGAGGACCUUUAAAGAAAAAAAUAAUUGGGAUAAAUAGUAUUUCUAAAGUGCGGUAGAAUAAUGGGAAGAAGAAUGGAAGCCCAUAAGCAUUAUUAUGUCAGUUUAACAGCUUGGAAGCCUUUAUAGGUAGAUAUAGCAUCUGCUUUAUACAGUAUGUAGGAACAAGCUUUAGGUUGUUUUCAGAAGUGAUGCAGAAUUAGAUGGUUUUAUUGAUGUUUGUUUGUUUUAAACAAAUCCUUCUUAUCAUUUAUCAUGAAGAAAAGGAGCCAGUGUCAGCCUUGGCUCACAAAGCAGUGCAGUUGAGAGAAGCAGUUUGGAAGCUUUCACUUUCAUUUUCAAUUCGCUGCAGCUUGCAUUUCGUCUCAACCUGACAAAUUGUGAUUAAGCUUAACCAUGCAUUGUUUGAAACAAUAUGCUUUCAGCUGGAGGACUAUGAACUAAACACUCACCACUUCCCCGGUGGGCACUGGCUGCAGACCCUCGCUCUCUGCCUCCUUCCCGGUCAGCCGGACCCACGUGGUUGGUGGCCAAUGGGGAAUUCCACUCAACCAUCGCAACCAUAGGGGCAUUACCUCCCCGCCCAUAAGCUGGGUUCAAAUGGGCCAAUUAGGGCCCAAGUCUUGGGAAAUUACUUUGCUUUCCGCCUGGGCGUUGGUCACAGCCGUGACAUUCCUUGCUGGCUACAGCCGGGCAGGGCAGAGGAACCCCUCCAGACCCCAUCCAAAUUGCCCUUCACAGUGGACCAGGCAUUUGGCUUGCUCUGUAAAAUAACCAAAGGGAGAAAACAUAUCCCAACCUCCAUAAAAGCAGAGACCAAAAUAUUAAGCUAAAUAUUUAGAAGAUAUUAAAGAUGUCAAAAAUAUUAAACUGAUGUUAAAGGCCUGGAAGAACAAAACAGUCUGCCCAGCGCUGAAAAGCCAUCAAUGCUCUUUUGCCUGUCUACAUGUCCUCCACUCGAGGCUCAAAAGUGCUCCGUAUCAGCUCAAACAUAUUUAGGAAUAAUUACGGUAAGAUUUGAUCAAGCUGCAGUAACAUAGGGAGGUUGUUGUUGUUUUCACCAUUCACAGGUUCACUGUGCAAGGACAAAACCUAGUAUUUAACAGCACUCGAUACCUUAUGAAACAUUUUAAGGGACGACACUUUUCAGGCCCUUUUAAGAUGGUAUGGGCAAUGCCUGGUGAAAUCUUGAAACGCAGAAUGCACUGAGCAGUUUCCAAUAGAUGUUUUUAUUGCAGAACUUUAGUGGCCUGCAGAGGGCAGAGCCUCAGUGCACAAUGAACUGCUGCUGCAGUACAUCAUGACUAGUAGUCAUUAGUAUCCUCUAUGAAUUUGUCUAAUACUCUUUUAAAUCCACCCAAGUUGGUGCAUUGUGGUAGUGAAUUUCAGCUGUACCUCACAGAUUUCUGCUUCUUGGCACCAGCAUUUGAUAUUACUUUGAGAUUUAUAUAUUUUUAGCGCAAUAUAUGCAACCUCCGGAACUGUUCUCGUCAUCUGUAUUACAUUUGUUCGACUGAGGUGCCUAAUCCAUGUACCUGCUUUGCUGUGAAGUGGGUUUGGCUGAUAGAGAGAGAGAGUUCUCACUUGAGGCAACCAAAGUAAAUUUCAUGGCUGCUCAAGAAAUCUGAAUCCAGGUAUAGGCAGCUUCUCUCGCAGUUUGGAAGCAAAAAUGCUCAAGCACCAUGCAUUCCAAUGCCAGACAUCCCUGACUCUUAUGCAUUCUUCCAGCAUGAGUCAUACCUCAGUCUUAGGCAUUUCUUCUUUCAGUAUUCUGUUGCUUCAUGUACCUUUAGAAAAAAACAUACAUCCCCCGCCAAAAAAUCCUAGGUGUGCUAUGAUCUACCAACAUGUUUAGAUUUACAAAUCAAGACUGCACACUUGGGAUUUCAUAAUAGGCAAGGCAUCAUGAAUAUGAGCUGAAGGAUCCUGCAAAGGCACUCUUGCAUUAAAAGAGAAGUAGUAUGUUGCUGGAUCAGAGCAAGGUAGACCAGAGCUGGACCAGCUGAUUUGACAUAGAUUGUCCAUUUGUCCAUCGCAGUCCACCUCUUUUCUGUUCUACUGAGGUGAAAAAUAGGGACAGCUGCUGCACUGCAGUGGUAUCUGAAGCUCAAUUGCAGGUGGCUGUACAAGAGAACAGCUCACCAUAGCUUCUUAGAAACCUCAUGAUUUUCACUGUCAGGCGGAAGAGGAACCAACCCCCACAACAGGAACGGAUAAGACAAGGAAAAGUCCUUACCAUCUGCUUUUUAUUCAAUAUUCACAGAGAGAGGCUUGGGAAUGCAGCUUCUUGGAAUAACGGUGUUGCCCUGAGUGACUCUCCACCCCCUUUUCUCUCACUUCUCCCCUGUGGGUGGCACUGAGGGCCCUUUGCUUCUGAGCUCUUUGCUCUACUACUUUCAAGGCUCGCUGGGAGAGGGGAGGGUCUGGAAUGCUUUCUAAAGUCACUGUGUCCAUCAGCUGUUGCCCUCCUGGUUCUUCCUCUUCCUCCUCUCCUAUUAUUUCCCAGCUUUCCCCCUCAUCUGCCUCUGAGCUGUGACCUCUCUCAAACCCCUGUUGUAAUUCUGAACUGUCUUCUUCUUCUCUAGAAGCGUCAGGCUGGGGGGGCGGUCUCCACCAUUCCUCUUCUGCCCAGUCCCUGACAGCCAUCCUGGAUGUCUAUCAUUUCUGUUCUGUUCUUUUAGACACAUUUUUGAAGGUGUGCAGAGGCAUCCAUGGCUGGUCCUAAAGCCAAUGGAAUGAUACCCAAGGCAUGGAGCAGCCUUAGAACUAUGCAAGAGGAAUUCACAGUCCAUUCUUGUUCUACAGCUGAUUCCGGCUCUACCAAGAAUUGGGCAGGAGGGGGAGAAAACAGUAAAUAAUAGGGUGGAAACCAUGCAACUUUCCCCUCUUGAAGAAAAGGCAAUAGAAAAGGAUAGAUAGCUGCUUUAUGACAUUUCUACGUAUUUAAAACAAUGUUUUGAAGCCAAAACUGGGAAAGGUGUCCUUUUUCCGUCAGGCUCAGGUGAUAACACAAACAUAUUCCAACAACACUGAUUAAGUAUAAAAAUGGGAACAUGUGUUUUGCGUUCUGAGAGACUGAAUGUGUGUCAUGGUUACUGCAUCAAGUUAGUACUAAUAUGUGGUAUAUACAUAAUGAAGAGAAAAUGCCAACACAUUCCAUCUGGCAGACUAGCAAGGUGGAGAUAGUCUUUAAUUAAAUGACUAUCUGAAUUACUAAUCCCAUUAAUUAGUGUGCCAUGGCCUGAGUAGUUAGAAAUAAUGAGCGUGUAUUUGUGUGUGUUAGUGUUAAUGUGUUAAAGUUCACACAAUAUUAAUGGUGGUUCCAGAUUGACUGUCACUUGGCCAUUUGACUGGCUGACAUGCAUGCCACUUUGGAAGCCAUCUUUCUGUUGUAGAUUGUAUCUUUAUCUUGUUUAACAAAUUUUAUAUACUGCUUGAUUGUAAUAAUACAUCUACAGUGGUGCCCCGCAAGACGAAAAACCCGCUAGACGAAAGGGUUUUCCGUUUUUCGAUGCGCUUCGCAAGACGAAUUUCCCUAUGGGCUUGCUUCGCAAGACGAAAACGUCUUGCGAGUCUUGCGAUUUUUUUCGCUCCCCCCCUUUUUCUAAGCCGCUAAUAGCGCUAAUCCGCUAAGCCGCUAAUAGGGUUGCUUCGCAAGACAAAAAAACCGCUAGACGAAGAGACUCGCGGAACGGAUUAUUUUCGUCUUGCGAGGCACCACUGUAAGCAGUUAAAAUGUGCAACGUCACACAUUUCGCCAUCUUUUUGUAAAGUACAAGGUUGCAUUUUCCCAGGUCUGGUUGUAUCCUAACUUAGAAUACAUUCCUCUGUCUAGUGCUUCGUCGGCAUACUUCCAUUGUAUAUGCUCUCAGCAUGGGAAUUCUUCCUGACUCUGGAAGUUCCAUUCAAACUUACUUUUAACGAUAUCACACCACUGCAGCAUGGUUCGUUCUCCUACUGCUCACCAACAUGGAAAACCCAAGGAGGACCAUGCAAGAAGUCCAACAUUGCAAUUUCUUCCCAUGGCAGCAUCUCCUCUCCCAGGGGUUAGAGUGACACUUACUCAGAGGUAAGUAACACCUUGAUGCAGACUCCUCUUAUGUGACCUCUGAAAGCCCCAAACUGCUGAAGGUAGUAUUAGAAGGAGUCUAAUAACCUCGCUUCCAGAACACCUUAUGCCAGGGAGCUGGCAAGGAGAAAAGGUCGCUCGCAGAUCAGAGAAAGAGAGUGAAACACUUGGCUAACUUACAGUUAGUUUCUUUAUUAAGCAAAGCAGAACAAGAACACGACGAGACUUCUAAAGGUUGCUUCUGUCUUAAUGAAGCAGUUGUCUGGACUGGCUUGUAGCUCCCCCUUCACUCCUUAGCCCUCUGUGUCAGGCCCCUCCCUCUGUCUAUGGUGAGCUCCAGGGGACCCUCUCUGUGUCUGCCUGGCUCUCUGCUCAGCAUCAUGCAAUAAACGCCUCGUUCUAGGAGUGGGGGGGCUUGCAAGCUGUCAGCAGAGAAGCUAUGAGAUUGGCUCUGUGGUAGAACUGCCUAGACUAAUUCCUGUCCCUGCUCUGUGUUAGGGCACCUGCCUGUUUCUGCCUCUUCACUAUCUCUCAAGCUCCCUGCCUCCAGCACUUCCCAUCUCUUCCCCUCCUCUGGGGUGUGGCCAGUUUCCCACCACCAGGAGCCAGGAUCCAAUUCCUCUCCCUCUGUGCUUGCCCUGAGGGGAUCUUGGUCAGGCGGCUUCUACCACUCCUCCUCAGGAUUUUGCUCUGGCCAUGCCCCUUCUCCCAGGCUACCCCUUUACUGGCUCUGCUUGGUGCUCUCUUGCUUUUGUCUGCUUAUUAACUGUGAUAAUGUUUGCUUGGGUGGAGGUAUGCAUGUAUCAACCUCUGAUCUCCACCCCCCCCCCCCAAUGGCUGGAAUACAGCCUCCUGUAAAAAGGUAAGAAUCACAUGCAUGACCUGUUCAUUUUUUCCCUUUGGCUCCAGCCAUGUUGCCUCUUGACAGUUGUCUCCAAGGAAAUGUAGCCCUUGAAUGGAAAAGGGCUCCCAACCUUUGCUGUGCAAACUGUGCUCUGAUGAGCAUUGUCUGCUUCAAAUGCUAUUUAUGAGAAAGAUUUUUUUAAGCCCGUCUUUUUACCUAAACUCAGAAAGCACUGAGUUUUCCACACAGAAAACUUUUCCGGACACAUUACUGCCUAGGCGUUGAUUAAGGUAGAAACAUGUGGAACCUGAGCUCAGGAUCAAGCCCAUUGAUCCCACCUAUCUCACUUCCCAUGCCUGCAAAGGCUGUUUUUGCACAGAGCCGACACAUGUACACCAUUGCCCCAUUCCUGUCAAAACAUAAGGUAGUAGGCCUGAAGUCAUGGGCUUAUAAGUGACAUAAAGGAGCUGUCCAACUAGGAGAGAAGGCUAGCUUUGAGGCCAGGGUCCCCAACACCAUUGCUGAAACGUCAGUAGUGCUGCCCACAAAGGUAACUAAAGCACAGACCAAGAACUGGAUAGAUUGGGUGCUGCACCAGCCAGGCAGCAACUGUGGGUUGCUGUAUUAAACUUUGCAGCCAUACCCUUUCUAAUAAAUUAUUAGAGGCUCUGAUCCCAGAGGUACAUAAAUCAGGUCUCAUCCUUGGGACCAAAGGUAGUGAAAUGUGUCAUACAAACACUGUACUUUAUAUGGUGGCUUCUAUCCAAGUGUUUAAUCAUAUUUGUUCUUGGGGUCCAGAAGAUGAUAACUGGUGGUGGUGGGGUGUCCUGGUGCACAGAGGAAGCCUAGACCUGUGGCAAGAUAUAUAUCAUGGAGGUCCAGUGGUUGAAUGUCCUAAGUAGCAGCUGCCUUGAAUAGAGGCAACUCCUUCCAGUUCCCUUACCUCUUCCAAGAAAGUCCCAUCUCUCAGGCUUUGGAAGCUGGCAGGUGCUGGGUCAUAAGCUCCCAUGGACACAUUUUUUUGGUUAGGAUAUGGACUGUAUGUGUAUGAACCCAUACAUAUCCAGGGUAGUAUGAUCACAGGUUCUGUGCAAAUGGCUCACUGAAAGUGUAAAGGUCAGGGGGACAGUCUGUAAGCACAAUCCCAAUUCCUGCCUUUGUUUCUUAAUUUUGAAUGUCAGAAAAUCACAGAGUUUUAGGAAAAAAUGUUGAUACUGUUGAUAAUGUUGGCUAUUUGCAGUAUGGUAGUGCUGCAGAGAGCUUGCUGGGGAGACCAUGCAUUAAAAAGGGACUCAGAAAUGACUUAAAGAAGGUUUUAAGAAAAACAAAAACUCCAUUUACACUAAAUGUAUCAACAACAAACCAAACCCAACCACCAACCCAUCCCCCAGGGUAAUGGGAGAGCUAGGUGCUGCUCCUUAUAUACUCUACCCAAUUGCUGACACAGCUUAAUCAGUUCAACUCAGCAGCACCUGCUAUGUUUCACAGCUGUAAAGCUGGGUCUCGUUAUUUUGCUCUGGCCCUUGCUCUGGCCCCUUAAAGACAUACACAUCGGGUGGAACAAUGAUGAACCUUUACAUUUAAAGAAACCAUUCAACACUUUGUACACAACUAAAUUCUACUGAGAGUGCAACCAGUUUGAAGUGGUUUACAAAACAUAAAAACUGAUUGUACAACCCUGUUAAAAUACAAAAUAAUUAAAAAUACCCCGCAGUGAAAAUACACAAUAAAACAAUCACAUUAAAGCUUUAGCACAUAAAUGACUAUGUUUAAAAUAGGCAAUAAAACAAUCCCAUUAAAACAACAUAGCAAUUAAAACAGCAGUUAAAUGGACCUAAGUCAGACAUGUUGAUUUUUAAUGCAUCUACUUUGAGUAGGACUGACACUAGGUACAGCCUCUGUCUGGAUCUCAUAUACAGUUAUUAGACUCAUGUCUAUCCAUUCUUUUGCAUAUCCACAAACUGACACUCAGGGGUUCUUAGUGCGUGUAUAUGCAGGAAAACAGAUGUCUGUGCUUGCUGUCCUUGAGUAUAUUUACACAGGUGUGCAGAAAGUGCACAUGGGACACCCGAGACAGCUUCUUUUGAACCAGACGGAGCCCCCUACACACACACACUUUUGCCAAAUGUAUCACAUUUUUUCAUUGUCAAAUAUACUACUUGUGCUUUUUUGGGGGGUGGAAGGGAGUGGGCAUGCCAACAGAAGCUCACAAAAUCUUGUCAAAAUAACUAGCCCUUUUAGUGCUUGCCAUAUCUUUUUGUAAGCAGCAAACCAUUGGUUUUCGCAAUGAGCAAAAAGUAAAAUCUCUGUAAUAUAAUUAUGGUAUACGUUAGGGUUAUAGGUGCCGUGUGCCCCCAGAGAAUCCUGUGUCUCCUCCGUUUCUCUUCACUGUCACAUCUAGUAAGGCCAAAGUCAGUGGUGUGGUGUUACCAUCUUUUGAAUUUCCUGACUCCAUUUGUUUGGCAGUCAUUUGCAGGGAAGGGGGUGGAAACUAUCUAUUUUUCUUUCUAUUUUGCCAAGGGAGUAGCAUAAUUCCCCUCCAGUGACAUGUAAAAAUGCCUGCAUACAAGCUUCAGGUAGUGCUAUGCUUCUUGGCAGACUAGCUAUGGUUUUGUGUUGGGUGAACACUCUCCAUUGCAAACAGUGUGUGAUGUGUAGGUUGCCUAGUCCAAAGACAAAUGUUUCUUUCUUCACAUAGUUCUCACGCCCUACAAGAAUGUGACUUUCCUGACAAUCCAAGAGGAGAUGCAAAUGGGACCUCACCCAUGGGAAUGUAAAUGUAAACUGUAAACAAGUGGCAAGUCCCUGGUGAGUCAAUAUUUAAGGGAUGUCAACCUGAGCCAGGGUUAGCGAAGGGGCAGAGUUCCGUUGACUUUAGCUACUUCCCAUUAUCCUUUAACCCAGUGAAGUGAAGCAGUGCUACAUGGCAACAGUUUUCAGUGAACUUUACCCAUUGUUAAGUCCCUUGGAAUUUCCCAGAAUGCCCCAGAAUGAUACUAAGUCAGGGGCAUUAUAGGAAAUCAAGAGUGGCUAGAUGCAUCAGUCUAUUGCUGCUUGGAACACCAGACAAGAUAGAAGUAACAGGUCACUGGGACCCUGGUAGGCGCCCAGAGUUGCCGUGUGCUAAUUUUGAUGAUCUCCACACUGGGGGUCCUUGAAGCCAGAUUUCUGAAUUUGGCAUUUGUUUUCAUUUUGUUGAUGUUGGGGAUUGCUUGCUGAGAUGUCUUAGGAGGUAGAGAGCUAUAUUCUGCUAUCUCUAAGUGGCGGUAUGCUACCCAGUUCUUUUUAUCUUAAAAUGUUUUGCUGACGUCUAUUUUGGACUCCACUGGACAUAGAAAACAGGCAGGAACUUUUGCCGCUUCCAGGAAAGCACUCAGCCCUCUUAAACAUGCUGAAAAGUGUUUCUCAUUGUGGUCAUUAACGGGCAGUCAGGCUGCAGCCAGCAUGCUUCCAAGAUAGCAGCCAGCAGCACUGAAGGAUGGCAAGCCACAUCUGUUGAUUCCCAGCUCCUUAGAGUGCUUCUUUAUUCCAGCCACCAUCUCCCUGAAUCUUGCUGGAGCAGAGUUGGAGCCAACUGGUUUGCAUCCAGGUUUCUAUUUCUGCCGGACAGCAGAAAUAAUGAGAGAGAGCUUUAUCUAGGACCAAUGGGAAGUAAGGCUGAUUGUUGUCAUCAGCAUACUGAUGAUGACAUAGCUCGUAAGGGCCACAGGAAGUUGAAUGAGGGGCUGAAUGAAUCCUAAACUAAAACAUUGGUGGUGAUGACAAUAACAAUGCAAAGUCUGUCUCCCACUAGCUGUGCUGUAGUCAGUUCCAGCAGAGUCAGAAAAGAAAUAUUGUGGUGCUUCAAAGCAGGUAUGAGGAACCCCAUGCUCACAGACCAGAUGUGACCCUCCACUGACUCUCCACGCCUCUCUUUGUGGCCUUUGUGACUUUCACACCCUUUCCUAGCCCUGCUUCAUACAUUCAGCUGGGUGCUUUUGCCUGCCUGAAAAGCACCCUUGGACUCUGAUAGUUUUAUCUUGCUUGUCUGGAUGGAGCAUGCAUGAAAUUAGCCUACCAUAUAAAGAUAAAAUUUGUAUCUGCUGCUCCCCCCACAUUUGCCUGUGGCCUUGCCCACCCCUGGCAUAUGCUGCUCCCCUCAGAAAGUAAUGCACCCCUCUUCCCAAAAAACUGUCAGGGUGCUGUCAGUAGCCCAGGAAAGAAUAAGACAAGGAAAAGUUUAUUACAGUCCUUUUUAUCCCAAACUUUACAGAGAGGCUAUAGAACCCAGCUUCUUGGAUAAUGCCGUUGUCCCACGUUAAUCUCCACCCCCGUCUCUCCCACUUCCUCAUUCGUCACUUCUACGGGUGCUGCUACAUGCCCUCUGUCUUUGAGCUCUUUGCUCUCCUACUUUUAAGGCUCACCGGGUUCUAGGAGGUGGAGGGUCGGGAAUGCUUUCAAGUGACAACGUGUCAGCCAGGUGUUGCUCUGGCUCUCCCAUGAUUUCCCAAUUUCCCCUCUCAUCUGCCUCUGAGCUGUGACUGCCCUCAAACCCCUGUUGUAAAUCUAUACUGUCUUCCUCUUCCUCCUCCCUGGUAGGGUCAGGAUGGGGAGGCGGUCUCCACCAUUCCUCCUCUGCCCACCAUUCCUGCUCUGCCCAGUCCCUGACCAAGAUAUUUCCUUAUAGGCAUAAUAGGGACAGAGGUUCCAAAGAAGAUGGCCAACCUAUGGAUGUAUGUGACAACAGCAGCUAGAACAUUAUAUGCACAGAAAUGGAAAGAAGAGCAAGUUCCAACAAAGGAAGUGUGGCUUUUGAAAGCAAUGAGCUAUGCAGAAAUGGCAAAGCUGACAGCGAAAUUAAGAGAUCAAAACGAUGAACUUUUUAUAGAAGAAUGGAGGCCUUUUGUGGACUAUUAAAAGAAAAAUACUAUAGUCAAAUGAAAUCGUGGGCAGGAUUUGAGAUAAAAGCAGCGGAAGAAAAAUUGUAAUAGGGAGACGUGGUAAUAGAGAAUUUCCCACCAUUCUCUCCAUCUAGAAGGAGAGAACAUUUUUACCAAUCUCAGUUGGUUUAUAGUUUAUUCCUCCAUUUUGUAAGAUGCUAAGCAAAAGAUAAAAAUUUCCUUCUUUUCUUGCCCAGGACUCCAGCUCUCUGCCCAUAUUUGAACUGCCAUUCCAUUAAUAACACCAACAUUCCCCUUCCUAGCUCCACCCAAAAUGAAAGAAUGCUCAAAAAGAUAGUUCGGCAGCAACUUGGGGCAAAAAAUCCAGCCUGCACUAAGUUUGGUAUGUCAUCAGCAUUAAUGUGUGUCAGUUGGAGCUGGAAUUCAGUGCAGAUGACUGAGAAAGGAGCUGCCGUCGUGUGAUACCUACUUUUUCUAUGGUGCAAUCCUGUACAAUUGAGUGCUGCCUUUGCCCAAGGCAGAUAAUGUAGUUGCCCCACCACCACACACAGAGAUGCGUGUUCAGCACCUUUCUGGGAAGCAAUAGUGAGGCAAUAGAGAAAAACCUGUGGGAGGGGCCCUACCCAUGUUGUUGCGUCAUCUUCAUGCAUUCCCUGUGGGAUUGCAGCAGGGUAGAAAGCACCUGAAAUGUUCAACAGCUGUGUGUGAGGUUACUGUAGGAGCCAAUCCAGAAGUGUAAAUCAUGUUUAGCCAAGUCUUAAGCCAUUAUCUGAGACAGAUAAUGUAGCAGGAAGCACCAUAAAGAUCUAAGUGCAACCAUCUGGCCCUGCUGAUAUCUGGCUAUAAAUCCAUUUUCGUUUUCAUGAACCUGAUUAUGUGCAGAGUUCCAUCCAAAAUGACAAUAUCUUGGCAGUCUGCCCCCAUGGACUUUGUGACGGAAAACUGUAGCAGCUUAUGUAAUGCUUAUUUCGUGAUGUGUUUAGCGGUAGUGCUGCAAAAUCUGGGGUCGUUUGGCCCAAGCUUGGUCAUUCUAGCUUUUCUGAAAUAAGAUGAACUGCCUUGGCAAGAAGUUCCAGGCCUUAAUUCAGCCAAUAGGUUCUGGAGCUGUUGAGUUAUCUGGACCAGAUUUGGGUCACUAAUUUAUGCCAGUGCAAAGACUUCCUCUAACACAGUGGUGCUUUCGCCCCACUCCUCUCCCUGUAUGUCCUCCAGAUCUGCUUUGGAGAGUCAAGAGAAUCCCCAAAACAGCAAGUGGGGGGAGGAAAUGCUUGCACUGAUGGAAUAAGUGUCAUAGCAAGAAACUGAAUUCCAUCCAUUGUCCCAAAUUAAAGCCUGCUCAGUUCUUCAGGUCUCAGGACUUAUUUGCCAAGUUUUCUGGUGUGAAGUUUUACAGUUGGUUUUGUGCUUUUUACUGCAUUGUUACAUAAGCAAAUGUCUUCAAUUCUGUGUUUCAUCACUAUAAAUCUUUGGCCAGUGCCAUGAGCUCUGCAAUAAAAGCAGGAUUCAAAAGUUCCACAAAAGAUGGACAAUAACAAGGCAAAACAUUUUUCUGCCCUUAACCAUUAACAGGAAUUAACUUAGGGCUUACUUACUCCACACUCAAACCCAUUUUUUUGGGGGGUGUGUUGCAGAUAUUUGUUUCAUCCCUUCAGUUCCUUCCCACACAAAAAUAGAAAACAGGUCAAGUAUUGGCUGUUGUUGGUAGAUGUGGAGUAAUUAUUUAGAUUUAUAGUUUUCCAGCUUUGCAAGACUGAAGGUAAUGUUAUCUCCAAAAUUGACUCAGUAAUUUACCUCACAACAAUCAUAUGAAGCAGGUCACUAAAGCCUUGAGGCAACAUCACAACAUGGUUAGGUGUGAGUGGACAAGUGGACAGAGAGCCGGAAUCACAGCUGUUUUGCUCCUCCCCCGUUCCUGCUGCCACUGCACUACCCAUAGCUAAACCAUGGUUUGAUUUAUCAUUACAUGCAAACUUGGGCUCUUGGUUUGUCUCCUCCAAGAAAACUACAAAAUGUAAACCAUGAACAAAUGUUUUGCUACAGCUCAUGGGUUGCUUGGAGCGCAACAAACCAUGGACUUGGAGUUGUAUACAGGUUUAGCCCUGGGUACAAUGUCAGCAACAGGUUGGAAGACAAGUGAAGCAGGCACAAUUUUUACACCAUGCGCCCAAAUGUUCGCUCAUUUGGUUUAGUACUAUGUGCAAACCAUGGGAUUAGAAGAAAACUGUAGUCCAAAAAUCUAGAUGUACAACUACAGCGGAAUAUUCUUUGUUUCAACAUUUGCAUCAAAUUUCUAGACAACGUAAUUCAAGUCUUCCAGUGUUGAAAACCCCUCACUGGCCUGGUUCAUUGGUGGUUUGGCUACCAGCUAAGCCCUGUGGCUGGCUUCCACAUCACAAUAUGAAAAUGGCCCCUUAUGUGGAUGAACAAGAUCAGGUAUGUGCUUCUGUGAGCAUCAGUGGACUUGAUCAAGAGGUGGAAUUGUUUUGGGAAGAAUGCACAUGAUCCAUACAUGUGAGAGGGAGGUUUUCAACCAUAGGGGGGCAUUUUACAGUGAUAAGAAUACCACCACCGUGUCACACACACACACACAUACAGAAAAUGUGAUUAAGAACUUUAUGUAAACUAAUCAUUUAUAUUAUAAAGUAUUCUACCGCAUGUU